Punica granatum (pomegranate) is the source of this 1407-nucleotide messenger RNA. The record is from RefSeq and is a predicted model, not a curated record. NCBI's taxonomy places the organism in Eukaryota, Viridiplantae, Streptophyta, Magnoliopsida, Myrtales, Lythraceae.
CUCAUAGUUGACCCGACAGGAAAAGCAGAGCUUUUUCACUCCUCAAAUAAGAACAUGGGGAAGAAAGUUCACUCUUUUAUAUCAUAAUAUCAUCAGUCUCUGCGGGGAUACUUGGAGCACAUCGUGACUGCAAGCUCUCGGUCAUUCUCAAAUGGCUUCUCCGAGAACUGGAAGGAAUGAGCAGCUCCAUCGGACCCGUUACAAGCCAGAACAUCCCCAUUUCUUAAGGGUCAUACUUCCUGAGCUGCUACAACUUGGGAAGCUGCCAAUUCCAAAGGCUUUUGUAAAGAGCUAUGGGGACAACUUGUUAAACUGGGUACUCCUUGCGGUCCCGAGUGGUCAAACUUGGACCAUUCAACUGGAAAAGCACAAUGGGACUGUUUGGAUGGGGCAGGGUUGGAUGAACUUUGUGGAGUAUUUCUCUGUCAUACCCAAAUACUCCAUAAGCUUUCGGUGGGAAGGAAGCUUCUUGUUCCGUACUGUUAUAUUUGAUCAGACCGGGUGUGAGAUCAAGUAUCCCCUGUGGUGUAGCCACUGCAAAAGACUGAAGGUUAACGAUGUUUUUCCAUCACAAAAAAGGGAGGGAACUCAUGAGAAUGCCAAAAUGGCUGCUGAAGCGGAUGAUGACUACCGUACUCACCUAUCAGCUUUGGGUGUUAACAUAAGAUCUGAAAGGGAGGAAGCUCGUGAAGUUGAUAGUGAUGUCAAGAUGCCCGCUGAAGAACAUGAUGAUGACUUCCGCGCUCACUUAUCAGCUUUAGGCAUAAAUAUAAGAUCUGGUAGGGCAACUGCUGCAGGAGGGGUCACAUAUCAUACACAUGAUGAAGCUAAGUUAGCAUCCUCCCAGUUCCACUCAAACUACCCCUUCUUUCGGCUUAUACUGAGGCCAAGUUACAUGCGGAAUGGACAAGCAUGGUUGCCUCUGAGCCUCAUCAGCAGAUACGCAGGGUACAGGAUCCAUGUCAUGCAACUUAAGCAUUCGGGCAGAUCGUGGCGUGUGAAUAUGCACACAUACUCGGAUAGAAAACGGGCAGUCUUUUGUCGAGGCUGGGUCAAAUUCUUGGAAGACAAUUCUCUACAUGAAGGGGACAUCUGCGUGUUUGAGCGUACAGCACCGAACAAGUUCAAUGUCAUUACUUUCAUAUGUGCUCAUUAGAUUUGUUCUGAUUGAUGCAUGUAUCCUUGAAGGGGCAAAACGGUUUUUAUGCCUCAGUAAUGAUAACUGAGGUAAGUCUAUAUUUCCUUCCGUUCCAUUAGGUUUAAUGUGUCAGCAACGGUGAUGUUGUCUAACUUGUCUUUGGUUAAUGUCUAGUCUGUCUCUACAUGUUUUUCCUUGAGGAUUGCUUGGCUGGAUCAUUUUGUGAUUGUGAGAUCAUGAUCUACUAUCUACUGCAUCUUCCUACGACU